Messenger RNA from Sinocyclocheilus rhinocerous, 1047 nucleotides. RefSeq names its product ADP-ribosylation factor-like protein 10. Gene Ontology annotation, molecular function: GTP binding; GTPase activity. Bases 56 to 577 code for a protein of 173 amino acids. The transcript has 4 exons. Lineage: Eukaryota; Metazoa; Chordata; Actinopteri; Cypriniformes; Cyprinidae. The record is from RefSeq and is a predicted model, not a curated record.
AUGAAUGAGGGUGUGAUGCUCUGAAUCGGGUAACUUUGCCGCAAGAGUUGCGCUUAUGGAGGAGGAGGAGCGCAGUGAGAAGCAGGUGCUUGUUCUUGGGUUGGAUGGCGCUGGUAAGAGCAGCGUUCUGCAGGGGCUGAGCGGAGCGGGCUCCAGGAAGGGCUGCCGACCCACACGCGGCUUCAACUUCAUCAGCCUACACACACCUGCAUGCCAGCUGGACUUCUUGGAAAUUGGAGGUGGUGAAGACUUGCGAAUGUACUGGGUGGAUUACCUAAGGAGAACACAUAUCUUGGUGUACGUGGUGGACUCCUCUGAUAGAGGCCGGCUCCCUCAGGCCAAAGACGAGCUCCAUCGAUUACUUAAAGCAGACACUGAUCUACCAGUGGUGGUCUUGGGAAACAAGCAGGAUAAGCCCGAUGCUGUUAGCGUCCCAGAGCUGCGUGAGGCUCUCUCACUGAGCUCAGUGGCUGAUCAGAGGAAGCUUUUCCUGCUGGCUUCUCAGUCAGGAUCUGACGGAUUAAGCAGAACCUGUAGCCUCCAAAAGUUCCAAGACCUGCUUCUGACAUUGGUAUGAAACCAAGCUGCCAUUUGAAGGUUGGCACUACUGUGCCAGAAAGGACAGGCAAAGGGAUCUUGAGGAAUGAGGGAGCAUUCGAUGUAUUGGUUUCAUCCUUGAAUCGUGCGAGGAGUAAGGAGCACUUGCGUCAUGGCAAAGCUACUGUUGUGACACUGAAGGAGUUGAACAAACACUUUUUUUUUCAAAAUGAGUACUGUGGACAUUAUUGCUGCUAGUUACAAUGUACAAUAUCUCAUUUGUCAUUAAUAGGAUUAUUAUAUUCAGUAUUACAAAGAGCACAUUUCAUUAUGCUUUAUCUCUGCAUGUGGAGUCAACUUGGCGAAUCACAGAAAGAAACAGGAAAUUGUAUUUUGCUUGAGAAUGAAUGUUCCUUGUCCAUGUUUCACAUAUAUCCUUCCUUUGAUCUAUCCAUCCAUAUAUAUAUAUAUAUAUAUAUGGGGCAUUCUACAGAAUUGGUCCAAAGUCAG